CCCCCUGUGGGCCCGGUGGCGGCGCGGGGCCCGGGGCGGCGGUGGCGGCCGCGGCCAUGUCCCGCCGGGGGCCCGCGCAGGUGUCGGGCAGCCCCCGGCAGAAGGCUGUGCCGGGCACGGCCCCGUCGGAGCUGCAGGAGCUGCGGAGCCGCACGGAACGCGCGGAGCGGCGGCUCCUGGCCUGCGAGAACCUGGUCGGGGAGCUGGGCAGCGGCCUGGCCGCCCUGGGCACCCUCCUGCAGGGCUACGAGCAGCUGCAGCAGCGCCUGCUCAACCUGGAGAACCUCCUCAAGAACAGGAACUUCUGGAUCCUGCGGCUGCCCCCCGCCACCGGAGGGGAGAUCCCCAAGGUGCCGCUGACCUUCGAUGAUAUCUCGGUGUAUUUCAACGAGCUGGAGUGGGAGAGGCUGGAGCGCUGGCAGAAGGAUCUGUACAGGGCCGUGAUGAGGGGCAACUACGAGACCUUGGUGUCCCUGGACUACGCCGUGUCCAAGCCCGAUAUCCUGUCCCAGAUGGAGAGGGAUGAAGAGCUCAGUGACAAAGAGGGUCAGGAGCCACCAUGGACACGGACUGGGGACAGUCAGGAGCCCCCGGGGGCAGCAGAGGCAGAUGAGGCUCCAGGAGAUGAAACCCCCAUGGAAGCUGCCCCAGGUGGGUGCCAGGAGCAGGUGGCAGUUCCUGGAGAUCUCCCCUUCGUUAGGAAGGAAGUGCUCAGUCCAUGGAUUAAAGCACCCCGGAGCACCGUGAAUCUUCAUUCCAAGAGGAAUGGUUGUGCCUGGCUGGAUAAAUCCCAUGGAGAAAAGCAGUUAAAGCCUGCAGGAGGGUGUGGAGCAGUGGGAAAGGCCUCCUGUAAGACUGGGGCUUCCAGAGACAUUCCUGCCUGCUGUGGAGGAGCAGACGGUGCCAAGUCCAAGCCCAACAGCAUCGAGAAGGAUAAAGAACCCAGCAACAAAAAGGGUCUGGAGCCCUCAUGGAUGCAGAAUGGGGACAGCCAGAAAACCCCACAGAUACAGGCUGGGGACAGCCAGGAAAUCCCAGAGAUUUGGAACAGCCCAAAGUUCUCAUGGACACGGAGUGGGAACAGCCACAAAACCCCACAGAUACAGAAUGGGGACAGCCAGGAAAUCCCAGAGACACAGAUUGGGAACAGCCCAAAAUCCCCACGGACGCGGAGUGGGAACAGCCCAAAGUCCCCACAGACACAGACUGGGGACAAUCAGAACUCCCCACAAACACAGACUGGGGACAGCCCAAAGUCCUCUUGGACACGGAGUGGGAACAGCCAGAAAACCCCACAGAUACAGACUGGGGACAGCCCAAAGUCCCCAUGGACACGGAGUGGGAACAGCCAGAAAACCCCACAGAUACAGACUGGGGACAGCCAGAAAACCUCAUGGACACGGAGUGGAAACAGCCAGAAAAUCCCACAGACAGAGACUGGGGACAGCCAGAACUCCCCACAGACACAGACUGGGGACAGCCCAAAGUCCUCUUGGACACGGAGUGGGAACAGCCCAAAGUCCCCAAGGGCACAGAUUGGGAACAGCCCGAAGUCCCCCCAGACACAGAGUGAGAACAGCCUGAAACCCCCCUGGACACAGAUUGGGAACAGCCCAAAAUCCCCCCAGACACAGAAUGAGAACAGUCCAAAAUCCCCCCAGACACAGAAUGAGAACAGUCCAAAGUCCCCACGGACACAGAUUGGGAACAGCCCAAAGUCCCCCCAAACAGAGAGUGAGAACAGCCCAAAGUCCCCAUGGACACAGAGUGGGAACAGCCCAAAGUCCCCACAGGCACGCCCUGGGGACAGCCAGGCACUGCCUCAGACACCGACUGGGGACAGUCACAACCCCCUCCAGACAGAUGUCCCCAACAAUCAGAAGCCCCCACAGACUCCAGAAGAGAUGGAGCAGCAGGAAGAGGCUUCGGGAGAGAAUCCCAUGCCCAUGGAAGCUGGCCCAGAACUCCCCAUCCUGAUGAUGAACGUGAUGUCCCUGGGGGAACAUCAGCCAGAGGAGGACCCGGAGAUGGAGGAGGACCCGGCAGAGCCUGACACUGAGGAAGCCUCAUCCAUGGAAGAUGAAACACCGUGCGAAGAGGCUUCUCCCGAAGACAUCAAGGUGAAGGAGGAGGAGCCUGAGCUGCUGGCAGAGGAAUCCACCCUGUCUCCCGGCUCAGAGAUCCACAAGUGUCCCAAAAACGAGCUGGUGAAAUCCAAGAGCAAGAAGAAGCCGAACAGGUGCGAGGCCAGCAACCUCCUGAUGGGCAACUGCCGGCGCGGGUACGUGCGGGAAUGGUCCCAUCCCUGCACGGAGUGCGGGAAGCGCUUCCGCCUCAAGAUCAACCUCAUCAUCCACCAGCGCAGCCACGCCAAGGAGGGGCCCUACGAGUGCCCCGUGUGCGAGAUCGGCUUCAGCAACAAACGGCACCUGGACCUUCACCGCAGCAUCCACGUCAAGGACAGAGCCUUCGGGGCCAAGGUCUGGGGCAACGUGCACCCCGAGCUGCGCAUCCGCCCGCGCAGGGACCCGUGCGGCGGCGCCCACGCUGUGGGAGCCUGGCUGGGCCAGCCCAAGGAGGAGCCGGACAGGGAGGGCCCGGCCGGCUCCGGGAUGGCGCGGCCGCCCGAUUCUAGGCUGAAGUGCCCCUACUGCAAGAAGUUCCUGUCGUGCUCCAUGUCGCUGCGGCGGCACCUCCAGACGCACGCGCGGGAACGGCCCUACUGCUGCAGCUCCUGCAAUAAGUGCUUCACCCGCAGCAAUCACCUCCUGCGCCACAAGAAGAUCCACGAGCGGGCUCUGGCUGCGCUCCAGGGGGAGGCCAACACCCAGCCCCCCGCUGCUGUCCCGGCAUCCCCGCAGCACCGGGCUCCCGAGGAGAGGAGCCUUUCCCAAGGGAACGGGAGCCCUGAGGCUGCAAAAGCGAGCCUGCCCAACGUGCUGCUGUUGGGAGCGACACCGGGGCUCCCCGGGAAAGGCUCCCCGCUCCCUGACUGCCUCGGGAAAGCUGUGCAGCCCGUGGUCCAGCUGGGACUGAGGGCAGUGGCUUCAGGGAUGACAGAGAAAUGACCCCG
Poecile atricapillus (Black-capped chickadee) is the source of this 3073-nucleotide messenger RNA. RefSeq names its product ras-responsive element-binding protein 1-like. Gene Ontology annotation, biological process: regulation of DNA-templated transcription. The coding region runs from base 57 to 3068 and encodes 1003 amino acids. The transcript is spliced from 7 exons. NCBI's taxonomy places the organism in Eukaryota, Metazoa, Chordata, Aves, Passeriformes, Paridae. The record is from RefSeq and is a predicted model, not a curated record.